CUUCUCAGAGGCUGUUCCACAGUGAAAAUAUGCUCAGUGCAGCCGAGUGCAUGAAUGAAAAAGCCGCCCGUCUCUACUAGGCUGAGCAAAAUGCAACGCCACGCUCAACUUGCCGUCUCCUUCCUUCUGUCCCAGGUGCUGCUUCUUGCAUUUGCGGAAGACUUAGAAUGCAUCCCUGGAUUCCAGCAAAAGGUUUUUCAUAUCCAGCACCCGUCUGAAUUCACAGCGGACCAGCCAAUUCUGAAUGUGGUAUUUGAUGAUUGUCAAGGAAAUCACAAAUUGAACUUUCAAGUCUCAAACCCAGACUUCAAGGUGGAGCCCAGCGGGGUUUUAGUUGCACUGAGAAACUUGUCUGAAGCAGGACGAUCCUUAUACAUCCACGCCCGGUCAGCACAGGUCGAAGAUAUGGCGGAAGUAUUGAUUGCAGCCGGAAAAGAAAAACGCAGUUCUUUAAAGGAGAUCUUUAAAGCUGAAGGCAGCCUUGGAAAUGUAAGACAAAGACGGUCAAUUGUGGCCACCCCGAUUCUAAUUCCUGAGAACCAGAGACCUCCAUUUCCAAGACCUGUGGGCAAGGUUGUAGACAAUGACAGACCAGAGGGCUCAAAAUUCAGAAUUUCUGGGAAAGGAGUGGAACAGGAGCCAAAAGGUUUUUUCAAGAUCAGUGAGAAUACCGGAGAUGUCCUUGUGACACGGCCCCUCGACAGAGAAGUGACGGCCACCUACCAGCUGCAAGUGGAGAUCACCGACGCCAGCGGCAAAAGCAUAGAAGGCCCGGUCCCGCUCGACAUCAUCAUUAUUGACCAGAAUGACAACAGGCCCAUCUUCCGGGAAGGACCUUACAUCGGGCAUGUCAUGGAAGGGUCUCCAACAGGAAGUACUGUGAUGAGAGUGACGGCAUUUGAUGCCGAUGACCCCGGCACAGACAAUGCCCUGCUGCGAUAUAAUAUCCUUAAACAAACUCCAGACAAGCCUUCACCGAACAUGUUCUAUAUUGACCCAGAAAAAGGAGACAUCGUCACGGUGGUGUCACCAGCCAUGUUGGACCGAGAGACCAUGGAGAAUCCAAAAUACGAGCUCAUUAUAGAAGCCAAAGACAUGGGAGGCAUGGAUGUGGGAUUAACUGGCACGGCCACGGCAACCGUCGUCGUCGACGACAAGAACGACCAUCCGCCAGAGUUCACCAAAAAAGAGUUCCAAGCCACGGUGAAGGAAGGUACCACGGACGUGAUUGUGAAUUUGACGGUGGAAGAUCGGGACAACCCAGCGACAGGGGCCUGGAGAGCGGUUUACACCAUCAUCAACGGGAACCCGGGCCAGAGUUUUGAAAUUCAUACAAAUCCCAAGAAUAAUGAAGGGAUGUUGUCCGUUGUCAAGUCUUUGGAUUAUGAAAUUUCAGCUUUCCACACACUCCUGAUCAAGGUAGAAAAUGAAGAUCCAUUGGUUCCGGACGUUGCAUAUGGCGCCAGCUCCACAGCCACUGUUCAGAUCACCGUUCUGGAUGUAAACGAAGGCCCCAUUUUCCACCCAAAUCCAAUGACUGUUACCAAACAAGAGAACAUCCCGAUAGGCAGUGUUGUGUUCACUGUCAAUGCCACCGAUCCAGAUAAAUUGCAGCAUCAGACAAUCAGGUACUCUGUAGACAAAGAUCCAGCCAACUGGCUUGAAAUUAACCCUACAAAUGGCACCAUUGUCACCACGAAUAUCCUUGAUCGUGAAUCGUCAUAUGUCAUCAACAAUGUGUACACGGCGUCUUUUCUGGCAAUCGACAGUGGUAGCCCUCCAGCCACAGGUACUGGGACGCUGCAGAUCACCUUGGAGGACGUCAACGACAACGCCCCCAGCAUUUAUCCCAUGGUGGCCAUGGUCUGUGAAGAUCAGAAAGACGUGAAGGUCAUCCUCGGAGCCGUCGAUAAGGAUCUCCGCCCCAACACGGAGCCCUUCAAAUUCGAGCUGAGCAAACAGUCUGGUCAGGAGAAAGUAUGGAAAAUCACCAGAGUUAACAAUACCCACGCCCAGGUCAUCUUGCCUCAGAACUUGAAGAAGUCCCACUACAAUAUCCCCAUCUCAGUGACGGAUUCGGGGACGCCUCCUCUCACUAACAAUAUAGAACUAAAAAUGCAGGUGUGCUCCUGCACAAAAUACAGCAAACCGGACUGCAGCUCAUCCUCCACCCUUCACGUCAGCAUGGCCCUAAUCUUCAUUUCGCUCUUCAGUUUAUACAGUAAGUUGUUCCCUCCUCCUCCCCCCCCCCUAUUUGGCUUUAUGUUUUAA
Euleptes europaea (tarantolino) is the source of this 2271-nucleotide messenger RNA. It is a transcript of the gene CDH13, whose product is annotated as cadherin 13. The transcript is spliced from 13 exons. Gene Ontology annotation, biological process: adherens junction organization; sprouting angiogenesis; cell morphogenesis. Bases 55 to 2271 code for a protein of 738 amino acids. Gene Ontology annotation, molecular function: calcium ion binding; cadherin binding. Lineage: Eukaryota; Metazoa; Chordata; Lepidosauria; Squamata; Sphaerodactylidae. The record is from RefSeq and is a predicted model, not a curated record. Gene Ontology annotation, cellular component: catenin complex; adherens junction; plasma membrane.